Molecule: messenger RNA, 1462 nt
Organism: Saccostrea cuccullata (small rock oyster)
Lineage: Eukaryota; Metazoa; Mollusca; Bivalvia; Ostreida; Ostreidae
Product: contactin-1-like
Exons: 7
Coding region: 78-1355 (425 amino acids)
Biological process (GO): homophilic cell-cell adhesion
Cellular component (GO): plasma membrane
Source: RefSeq, a predicted model, not a curated record
AUCUAAUUCUCACUCGUUAUGCCUUGAUCAGAGCCUGUUCCCUUGGUUCUCUGUGUUUAUUAUGCUGUGUGUUUUCGAUGUGUGAAUCUUGUCGACCAUGUUGCAAAAAAGCAAAGAUAUUUGCGAGAGCAAAUGUGAUUUCAACGUUCCUCUUGAUUGUACUGGAAACAUGCACAGUGAUAUCGUUUAUGCUUGCCUUGGCAAAAUUGUCAGGAUCUCUAAGUAAAGGAUGGUCGUUCUAUGUGGAAGUCGUGUCAUCUAUUUUUACAGCUUUUGUUUUCUUCAUCCUCAUCUUCAGCAUAUUAUUUUGCAAUAAAAAAUGUUACAUGGAUCAUACAACAUUUGUGAAUCGUCCCUCUGACGAAAAGUUACUUUUUAAAAAGCUUCCUAGGAGUGUGAAUUCGGACGUCGGAGAAUCAUUGUCUGUGACCGCAGAAGUAUCAAACGCCGACAAUGUUUACUGGUGCAAGGGAAGGGAUCAUGUGAUCAAGUAUUCCACUUCUUUCACCGAACACUUUGAAUCCUCGAAAGCUGAAUUAAGAAUACAAAGUGCAAGACUUCAAGACGAAGGCGAAUAUACCUGUGUUGCAGAAAAAUAUGGGGAAAAUAAGGACAAACUAGCGCACAGAUUCUUCAUCUAUGUCUUUCAUGUUAAGCCGGUAUUUACCCAAAAGCCACCGGCGAAUAUUACUGCGUAUGUUGGUAGUGUGUUAAACUUGGAGGCUAAAGUAGAUAAUGCAGAAACAGUAACGUGGAUGCAUGAGGGAAAAGAAAUUAUCAGUUGCUCAAAAAGAAAUAUAAAAUGGAAAUUCCUGCACGGGGAAGCCUCUUUAAGAAUCGGAAAUGUGACUAAAGAUCAUGAAGGGGAUUACACAUGCACAGCUAGAUCAGGAAAUGACCUACAGAAAGGGAAGAACGCGAUGGAGGAAAGUGUAUAUUGCAAAGUUAGGGUCGUAAAUGCUGAACUGCCAUCAUUUGAAAAUGCACCAAAAUCUAUGAUUGUUACGGAGGGCAACAUUCUGGAAAUAGAGUUAAAAGUAUGUGGAUUUCCUUUACCAGAAAAGGUUUCUUGGUUCAAAGGAAACGACAAGCUAGAGAUGAACAAACGUAUAACAAUGCAGUAUAUUGACGGGAAAUCAAAACUAGCCGUACUAGAUACAAAGGAGGCUGACGCGGGCUUAUAUGAAUGCUACACCGAAAAUAUACAUGGAAAUAACGUAUGUCGGAUACCUGUUAAAGUUACAAAGGAUGAGUCAUUACAUGAGACGAUUGAAUGUCCCAUCUGCAUGGACCUCGUCCAGACAAAGUUUUACAGUGUGGGCAUGCCUUCUGCUCGGAGUGUUCGACAAGAUUAACCAGGUGUCCCACUUGCAGGGCCCCUGUUCAAAUUUUAACCAGUCUAUUUCUUUAGUGUAUGUCAAUAUUUUUCAAACAUUUUGUAAACAGAUUUUAAAAAUUUGUA